Messenger RNA from Periophthalmus magnuspinnatus, 1497 nucleotides. It is a transcript of the gene gadd45ba, whose product is annotated as growth arrest and DNA-damage-inducible, beta a. Gene Ontology annotation, cellular component: nucleus; cytoplasm. The transcript is spliced from 4 exons. The coding region runs from base 196 to 675 and encodes 159 amino acids. The record is from RefSeq and is a predicted model, not a curated record. Lineage: Eukaryota; Metazoa; Chordata; Actinopteri; Gobiiformes; Gobiidae. Gene Ontology annotation, biological process: regulation of cell cycle.
UCGGAAUCCUCCACACUCGCGCACAAACCACUCGUUCACUCUUUCACUUGUUCUCCCGCCACGCACGGACUUUACACAGUUUUUCCUUCUUGGAUUUACCGUUUUUGUGCUUUUACGCAGCGCACUUUGGAUUAUUUCUGCACCUUUUAAGGAUAACUUCACGUUUUGGGGGGAUUUAUUUCACCGCUUUUCAACAUGACUCUGGAAGAAGUCGUUGGAUCGAGCUCCACGGAGAAAAAGAUGGACACGGUCGGCUCGGCUCUGGAGACGCUGCUGGUCGCUGCGCACAGACGAGACUGUCUCACGGUUGGAGUUUACGAGUCCGCCAAGCUCAUGAAUGUCGACCCCGACAGCGUGGUCCUGUGCGUCCUGGCCACGGACGCCGAGGACGUGGACGACAUCGCGCUGCAGAUCCACUUCACGCUGCUCCAGGCGUUCUGCUGCGACAACGACAUCAACAUCCUGCGCGUGUCGGGGCUGCGGCGUCUGGGCCAGCUGCUCGACGAGAAGCCCGACCAGAACGGGAACGAACCGCGAGACCUGCACUGCAUCCUGGUCACGAAUCCUCCCGUGGACCCGCUGCAGUGCCAGGCUCUGUCCGACAUCAGCAGCUUCUGUGCGGAGAGUCGAUGCAAGAACCAGUGGGUGCCGGCUCUGGAGCUGCAGGCGCGCUGAAAACCGCCAAAAAAAAAACUGUCAAAAACGUGACGCGAAAUCAGCGGUCGACCAAUCACAGCGCCUCCCCGCGACCUCUCACCCUGGAGAGGCGGGGCUUGCGGGCGUUUGAGGGCACGUGGAGCCGGGGAUUGCUAACAAUGCUAACGGUUCUAUGCUAACGGCCCAAAAAACGAAGACCGGGAACUUCCGACGUGGAGGAGCGGUUUUUUUGGGAAGCGGUCAUGUGACUCAGCGCACGCCGCACGGGCCAAUCAGAAGAGAGUUUGACGAGAGACGGGAAAAAAGAUGGAAAAAAACAACAAGAUGGACUCAGAACUAAUGUUUUUAAAUAAACGGGACGCUCCUGCAAUGUCAAAGUGUAACCAGUGUUUUAAAGUGUCUGGCCCAAGGACACGACGGCAGGAAUCAAACCGCCAACCUCUGGGUCAGACACGUGCAAUAUAAUGUGUGUGUGUUAAAUGUGACGUGACGCUUCAGUGUUUUUAUCAGAUGGGAACAAGUGUUUUGCCAAAGGGCACAAUGUCAGGAAUCAAACCGCCAACCUCUGGGUCAAGCACCGACAGUUUAAUGUUUAAUGAUAAAAUGUAACUCGACAAACGGCGGGGACGAGGUCGACUGUAGGAAAAGUGUGUUGCUCAACGGCAGCUCGGACGCCGUCGACGGGAAUCAAACCGACAACCUGUGUGUGUCGGACUGUGACGGUGUUUUACAAAUGUGUGGGAUUAUUUAUGAAAAACAAAUGUAAUAUAUUUGUGACGAUCACGAGGUUUAAAGUUUUAUCUCCAGGUGAAAAUGAAACGAUGUGAAAUAAACAAAACG